This is a messenger RNA of Talpa occidentalis (Iberian mole), 7611 nucleotides long. RefSeq names its product presenilin 1 (gene PSEN1). Gene Ontology annotation, molecular function: aspartic endopeptidase activity, intramembrane cleaving; beta-catenin binding; cadherin binding. Gene Ontology annotation, cellular component: mitochondrial inner membrane; perinuclear region of cytoplasm; ciliary rootlet. NCBI's taxonomy places the organism in Eukaryota, Metazoa, Chordata, Mammalia, Eulipotyphla, Talpidae. The transcript is spliced from 12 exons. The record is from RefSeq and is a predicted model, not a curated record. The coding region runs from base 436 to 1842 and encodes 468 amino acids. Gene Ontology annotation, biological process: smooth endoplasmic reticulum calcium ion homeostasis; amyloid precursor protein catabolic process; intracellular signal transduction.
GCCACGGCCGUCGUGGAGUGGACAGGGAAAGAGGAAGCGCCUGGCGCUGGGUCUGAUUGAGCAACUGGUGAAACUCCGCUCCUCCGCCCCGAGCGUGUCCCCUUGCAAGGGAGGCGAGCGGCGCUCAGGGCUGGGGUCCUUGUGUAUCCCGUUCAAAACGGGCUCUGAUGCUUUUGCCUGGGUCGGGACUGUGAUGAGGCAUGUAUGUCCAGUUGCUGUGCGUGUAGCUUAAAUAUUUGCUUGUUCUUCCCGCUCCGAGAUUCAUUUCAAAUACAUAUCUGCUUCUCUUACAGGAAACUGACCUAAUCCUGGAACCUACCAGUGACAGCAGCCUGCAGGGUCCUUAGAAAGCUUGGCCGGGAGGAGAACACAUGAAAGAAAGAACCACAAGAGGCUUUGUUUUCUGUGAAAAGGUAUUUCUGUACAGUUGCUUCAAUGACAGAGUUACCUGCACCCCUGUCCUACUUCCAGAAUGCACAGAUGUCCGAAGACAACCACCUGAGCAAUACUGUACGUAGCCAGAAUGACAGUAGAGAACGGCAUGAGCAUGGCAACGAGCGGAGGAUGCGGGCCAACCCUGAGCCAGUAUCUAAUGGUCGACCUCAGGGUAACAUACAGCAGGUGGCCGAACAAGACGAAGAAGAAGAUGAGGAGCUGACAUUGAAAUACGGCGCCAAACAUGUGAUCAUGCUCUUUGUGCCUGUGACUCUUUGUAUGGUGGUGGUCGUAGCCACCAUCAAAUCUGUCAGCUUUUAUACCCGGAAGGAUGGGCAGCUAAUCUAUACACCAUUCACAGAAGACACGGAGACUGUAGGUCAGAGAGCGUUGCACUCAAUUCUGAAUGCUGCUAUCAUGAUCAGCGUCAUUGUUGUCAUGACUAUUCUCCUGGUGAUUCUGUAUAAAUACAGGUGCUAUAAGGUCAUCCAUGGCUGGCUAAUUAUUUCAUCUCUGUUGUUGCUGUUCUUUUUCUCAUUCAUUUACUUGGGGGAAGUAUUUAAAACCUAUAAUGUUGCCAUGGACUACAUUACUGUUGCAUUCCUGAUCUGGAACUUCGGUGUGGUGGGAAUGAUUGCCAUCCACUGGAAAGGUCCCCUGCGACUCCAGCAGGCCUAUCUCAUUAUGAUCAGUGCCCUCAUGGCCCUGGUGUUUAUCAAGUACCUCCCAGAGUGGACUGCGUGGCUCAUCCUGGCUGUGAUUUCAGUUUAUGAUUUAGUGGCUGUUUUGUGUCCAAAAGGCCCACUCCGUAUGCUGGUUGAAACAGCUCAGGAGAGAAAUGAAACUCUAUUUCCAGCUCUCAUUUACUCCUCAACAAUGGUGUGGUUGGUGAAUAUGGCAGAAGGAGACCCAGAAGCCCAAAGGAAGGUACCCAAAACCUCCAAUUACAAUGCACAAAGCACAGAAAAUGCACCACAAGACCCUACAAUGGAGAGUGACGAUGGUGGCUUCAGUGAAGAGUGGGAAGCCCAGAGGGAUAACCGCCUUGGGCCUCAUCGCUCUACGGCUGAGUCGAGGACUGCCGUACAGGAACUUUCCAGCAGCAUCCUAGCCAGUGAGGACCCAGAGGAAAGGGGAGUAAAACUUGGGUUAGGAGACUUCAUUUUCUACAGUGUUCUGGUGGGUAAAGCCUCUGCGACGGCCAGCGGAGACUGGAAUACGACCAUAGCCUGUUUUGUAGCCAUAUUAAUUGGUUUGUGCCUUACAUUAUUACUCCUCGCCAUUUUCAAGAAAGCAUUGCCAGCUCUUCCAAUCUCUAUCACCUUUGGGCUUAUUUUCUACUUUGCCACAGAUUAUCUUGUGCAGCCCUUUAUGGACCAACUAGCAUUCCAUCAAUUUUAUAUCUAGCAUAUUUGCAAUUAGGAUCCCAUGGAUUUUUCUCCUUUGACUAUAAUAAAAUCUGGGGAGGACAAAGGCGGUUUUCCUGUGUCCACAUCUAACAAAGUCAAGAUUCCCGGCUGGACUUUUUGUAACUUCCUUCCAAGUCUUCCUGACCACCUGCACUAUUGGACACUGGAAGGAGGAAGGUGUCUACAGAAAACGGUUUUGAAUAUACGUCACAAUGGUGGACUGAGUCCCUUGGUGCAAAAAUUACUAGUUUGAGGGACAAGGACGAGGCCAAGCGAUAGGCCAAGAAGUCACUGUGCAGCCACUGGCAGUUUGAGCCUCGGUCACAGGAGGAUUUUACCAAUUGCGGACUCUCAGGACUGCCAUACCAAGAGGUUAGAUGGAGUGUUUUAAAUCAAACAGGACUCUUCACCGUAAACUACAUGUUGAAAAUCAACCUAAUAAAUCUGUAUUGAAUUCUGAACCUUUUCCAGAGGUACUGUGAGGAGAGCAGGCACUGGAGGCAAAAGGGAAAGAUGAAAAGGGGCUCAAAUUUUCACUUUCAGACUUUUUUGCUGCAGACUUUUUUUUUUUUUUUUUUUUUAACCUUGAGUCAAGUCAGAUGAGUAGGCUGAUUUUGACAACUUUUGUUCUCAAGCACUGAAAUGCAUUACCAUACAGUUGCCAUUUCUCCCCAAGGCCAGUCUGAACUGAAGUCUUUUUUAUCUUAAAAGUCUUAACCUCAAGUUCCAGAAUCAGUAAUUUCUGGAAAUAAUGGCACUGUUACUCAAUGAUUCCUUAUCACUCUUUAGGUAAAUUCUGGUUUUCCACCAAAUUUUUAGACAUAGCUACAGGUUCAUUGACCCCCAGGUGCCGCCUCUGUUCCCUUUCUCCUACUCUACUCCCACUGUCAGCAGUUUUUCAUUUCUUUUCUACAGCAAAUAAGACUGCUCUGUUGUGGUAACAGAUGAUUCAGUUAUUGUAGGAUUUUACUCUUUGUGGUACAAAGAAUGUGUUAUGAAUCAGUCAGCCUCGCUGUCAUAGUUUCUUCAAUAGCAAAUACAAUAUGUGCCCAAAGACAGAAAUUAAAGAAGAGCACAGUGACUGCUGAAGCACUUUCUGUCCUUGUUUUUCUUAUUCUGUUAUAACCCAUUGUCUCGACAUUGGGUCAAAAUUUGAGCCAAUAGCCGUCAGCUGGUAGAUUGUAAAGUUUAUGUUCUGUCAAGUAUAUAGCAAGAGUUUGGAGAAAGCCAUUAUUUCACCUGGUAGGCUAUGGGAGAGUCGAGUCAGGAGGAGAAGCAGCUGCCAAGAGAGGAAAAGAAGGGCCCGUCCACGGGACAAAAUGAGCUAAUGUCCCAUGGCAGAGAUUAAGUUGGGGAGAUGCAGGUUACUACUCAAGAAUCUCACAGUGGGCGUUGCCCUUACCUAUACCUUUGUCUCGGUGCACCUGCGUGUGAACUGGGCAUUGACGCUCGGCCCUGUGUCGUUCCCUUGGGCAGUGCACAAAAGCAGCACCUUCAGCCUGUGAGCACGGGCACCGCUAAGGAAGCCUUGUAGGCGCCACCCUCUUACCACAGAGAGCCGACAGCCCCGGGGAGCAGACUAAGCCCGUAUGGAAAUUGGUUUCUUCCUGAGGCUGAAGAAAAGUCAGCCUUUCCUCUCUUUCAUAUUGCUUCUCUCAGUCUGUCAUGUGAUCUUGUUUGGGGUUCACCCAGGAGUUUAGAGUAUUUGUUUUCUGUUGGGGAAUUUCUUAGAAGAAAUAACUUUAGCUGUAGUCUGCUGGUACUAACCUGAGCAUGAGUAAAAACUGGUUCAUACUAGUACUUGGCAGCUGAAACCUUCAGGAAAACUUAAGAACUAUGCAAAGAAAGAGUGGGUCUUAGAGUUGUAGCUUCUCCAAUCCCCACUCUUUUUUUUAUUUAGCCCCUCUACUCCUCCCCACCAAGAUCCUCUCUUUUUUGACCUCUCAUAGAUGUGAAGUGGAUUUUCUAAAAAGAUACAAUUCAACAGCUACAGCAAAGCCAUCUAAACACCAUUUUGUGAUUUGAAGCAGUCUUGGAGCCCUGACCUAGAGCCAAUCAUUUGUGCAAGUGUCUGUCACGUCCUCAUCUCAGAGGAGGAUGCGUGGUGUGAAAGGGUGUCUCAGUGCAUCUUGCGUGUGACUGGCCUAUCUCAGCAUAGGGGAACACAUCUCCUGUCUCUGAAUCACCGAUCUCAGACAUAGAACUUUUCCUUCAAACAUUCUUUUUAGAAUCAAUUCAGUAGUCUCUGAAAUAUCAAAAAGCUAGUCUUCCACCAUGAAAUAGAUUGUCACCAAAGAUGUUCACAUUUCCAUAGAGUGUGUGCUGCCCUCACACAGGAGCGAGGGGGUGGGCUGUGGAGCCUGGCCAAACCAAAGCCAAUCUGUUUAACGUGGCAAAGGGAGUUGGGCUGCCUUUCCUGUUUCUGAUUCCCACUAGGUGAUGACCAUGUGUGGCCCUUGUUCCCAGCUCCCACUGUAAAUGAUUAAAUAUCUUGAUCAGGAUAAGAUAGCCUUCUAAGCAACUUGGAACAAAACAAUUGUAAGUAAGCAUUUUAUUGAUUUCACUACAGAAACAACUAAAAAGAUGGUGUUUUUACUUUCGCACUCCUGGGCCUUCAUAUUUUAAAGUGUCCCUCUGGUUUCAAAAAUCCUUACAUAACAGCUGCCCAAUAAGUUUUUUUAUAUAUAUAUUUAUAUAUAUAAAUUUUAAAGAUUUAUUUAUGCAUGCAAGAGCUGGGGUACAGGCCAGAGGUGUGGGGGGUGAGAGGAUCCACCAGAGGCAGAGUGGAGAACAGAACAGACAGAUUUACUGAAAUACACUGGUGAGGGGAGCAGCGGGUGAGUCAGGAGAGGUCUGCUGUGCCAUGUGGGUUGCUCUCUGGCCAGCCGGGGGAUCAAACUCAUGCUGCAGUGGCUUCAUAGGUUGUGUCCUAACCCCUUGUGCCACCAGGGAGGCCCCCCCCAAUAAGUAAUAUAUUUAGUAUUUGUCUUCAAACAACUUUGUAUAUGUAGCCUUGAUGGUAAUUUCACAGAGAGCUAUCUUCCAGGGUCAGAGGUCACAGGGAAACCUUGAGUGUCCAGCCCCCCAUGUGCCCAACCUUUUUUUUAAUUAAAGAUUUAUUUGUAUUUAUGCGAACAAGAACUGGAGUAUAGGCCAGAGGAGCAGGGGUUGAGAGGAUUCACCAGAGAUAGAGUGGGGAGAGGAACAGGUGGAUCUAUUGAAAUACACUCUGAUGGGAGCAGCAGGUGAGACAGGAGAGGGCUGCCCGCUCCCCCACCCCAUAUGGGUUAGCUCCCUGGUUGGGGGUCGAACUCAUGCUGCAGUGGAUGGUGAAAGCUUGAUAGUGCUGAGACUUUAACCUCUGUGCCACCAGGGAGGCCCCCCAGUGCCCAACUUUGCAAAUUCAGCCUUUCAUGAUCUAAACCUGGAUGACCGUGAGCUUAGAAACCACUAUGAUGAGAUUUAAUGUCUUCCACGUUCCUGGCAUGGUGCUCAAGUCUAAUGCUGCAAAGGUGAAUAAGAUUGCAGCUAGAAUUUCUUGUUUCUGGAAUCUACCAUCUGACGUCUGUAAUAUGUAGGGUACUUGUCAAACGCCCUUUUCAGGAUUACCACUAUUGAGGGCUUAUAAAAUUGUUAUUAUAAAGGUGACCUGAUUCCUCUAGAAACCGACCCUUUGAUUAAAGUACUCCGUUCUCUCUACAUUUGCUUUUGGAUUUUCUACAAAGAGCAGUCUGACCUGUCCUUCUCCUCACCUCCGAGGGUAUCCUGAGCACCAAGGUAGGACAGUGACUUAGAAAUUGAACAUUUGGUUUUGCCCUGAGAUGAAACAAUAUAUCAUGACUGUGAGCCCAGAAGUGAUUUUUGUGAUCUCCUCUCUAAAUUUCCCAAACACAGGAGAUAAAAAACAAUGGUGUCAAGUCUUCAGAACCCUUACUGAAACUGCCAAGCUAAGUGUAACCAAGACUGUCAGAUCCGCUUCCCAAAUACCUGGAUGAUAGCAUCUGAACAGUCUUUUCCUCUGGUAGGAAAAAUACCUAAUAUUUGUGUAUUAAAAGCAGCCUGGUGCUGAAAUGAACCCCUUUCUGCAAAGUGUUAAUGCUGUUUUCUGGGCCUCUGGCAGCUGCACCAUUGCCCUGAGGAGGUAGUUGGGUCCAUCCUGGACCCUGGAGUAAGGAAUGUGCUGUUAACCUAAUGUGUGUGCCAGGAAGGAUUUCCCAGGAUGCAAUUUUCCUUUGAAAAUAAUUGUUGCAACAGGGCAGCUUCGAAGACUGUGUAGAGUAGGAUUGUCUUGUUUACUGUUGAUUGGAGGUGCUGGGGCUGAUUUCAGCGGAUCAUUUAUUCUCACGUAUCCAUUGUCUGGCUUUUGCUUCUGCAGACACAUCUUUGUACAUGAUUCAGACAGACUGUGAAUACAUCUUUUUUAAAUAUCUUUCAAAUUCUCGGUAAGAUAUAAUUUUGAUAGAUGACUGCAGAUCUUCCUGUAUUUGUCCAAUUAAUAAAGACUGCAUGAAUCCAGCUGGGCUAGUUUUCUUACAUGGAAGUCUUAUACUGUGUGACUGUGGUUGGCAGUUAUCAGGGAACAAUUUUGGAAACACAAAAGCAUUUUUUCCUUCACGCGUGAUAAAGUGGUACUGAUUACAGCAGGCCACACCCCUGAAAGGUGCUAUAUUUCAUCUAUGAGAAGUUUCAAAACAACCAUUGUUAAUAGUUAGUUUCUGAAAAGUCUUUCUAGAGAAUAUUUAACUCAAAGACCCAAAACAACUUAGAGGAUUUUGUAGUUGCAAUACAGCAUGGAUAUUUCAUAGAGGAUCAACUUAAAAUUACAUAGGUCAUGUGACGAAAAAGCAGCUUUACUUUAACCUGGUAGAGCAUAGAUUUUCUCUAUCCGUCCUAAAGCUGCAGAACCUUUUCUUUCUGAACAGUGAAUAACACACAAGGUUGGGACUGAGUGAUCAGAAACAUGUUUGGCAGAAAGACCAGAGUUGACCAUUGUUCAGAAGGAGCCUGUAAGAGCUGACUGUGUGCCUGACCACGUCUGCGCCAGGCCUCUGAAAGCAGGGACUGUGUUCAUGCCUUCCUGUGGGAAUCAGAUGCAUUGUUUGUCUUUAUGAAGCGUGUCAACAGUGCCACCAGAGUCUGCUCCAGUAGCAUCAGCCAGGAUGCUCGGGGCCCAGACAAUGAUGCUGCUGUGGAGGAUGAGUAUGAUCCUUUAGGAGGGUUGAGAAGAGUAAUGAGGGUGAAUUUCCUGUAUCAGCAGGUAACUGCCAUGGUUUUCUGUAACCCAAGUAUUCUCUCUGGUACUCAUGUGCGCUGAGACUGCCCACCAGUGGCUUAGGAUCUGUUUAAAUGUGGGAUGCCGGCACACUUGAGUAUAAGUAAGCACCACGGUCACUUGCUCCAUCAUUUGAAUGGGAACACAGAAUAAAGGAAGGUUCACAAAAGACAGGGUUUAAAAUCUGAGUUUGCCCCACACAAAGUUUUUAAGUCAUGUUUGGAAAAAAGGAAGAUUCUGAAUUGGCAAAAAAGAUAACAUUAAAAACCAAGAAGGACAGAGAUGGGAAUACCCAAGGAUAAUUAGUUCUUGAAUUAAGGUAGUGAAUUACCUAGAGAAAAACUCAAUUUGCAAAUCAAAUCUGCUUCCAUAUUUAAUCAGAAUAUAUCUCUAUUAAAUAUAGAAACCACGGGGGGCGAUGAGCUAACCUACCUCAGGGGCCUUUCAUCAGUCUCCUACGCUUAAUGAAGGUUGACUUAGGGCUUCCCCAGUGGC